Messenger RNA from Cephus cinctus (wheat stem sawfly), 2659 nucleotides. Its product is annotated as nucleoprotein TPR. Bases 1 to 2622 code for a protein of 873 amino acids. The transcript is spliced from 13 exons. NCBI's taxonomy places the organism in Eukaryota, Metazoa, Arthropoda, Insecta, Hymenoptera, Cephidae. The record is from RefSeq and is a predicted model, not a curated record.
AUGGAACCCUGCGUGAAUCCAUCAAAUACAGAAAUUCACGAGCGCGGGAACCACCGGGGAAGUCGAUCGGUCGAUCUUCAGGUUUGCUCGUGCAGCGCGACUGACUCCAGUAUCGGCUUCGUGGAGUCGCCGAGAACCUUGGCUAAGAGAAUAGAAAACUUCGUCACUGAAAAUGCUUGGAGCGAAGAAAUCCGCGCUCAGAAAGUCUUAAUUCUCUUGCACGCGCGAGAUCGACAAAUCGCACACUUGCAAAAGCGCGUGGCUGAGCUGGAGGAUACUGCUGCGAAUUUACACGCCAUCGGUAUUCGUGAAUCUUCCGUAUCGUCGAGUAACGAGACUCUUGGAAACGAUACGUCCUCCUACCUAUCAAUUCCGGGGUCGAUACAGUUCAUCAAGAAAUUUUGUUAUUGCGAAGAAGGUAGAUCCAAAUCAAAACAUGAACUUUCACAAAGUUCCAAAGAGAGUGUAAUCGAAGCAUCGGACGAUAGAAAUCAUUUUGCGGAAAGUGGAUCGAAAAAGUCCAGUGUCCCGAAAUUAAAGUUACAAAGUUCAAGAACAUCAGUCUCGGAUAAGGAGCUGUUCUCAACGGUGACCGAUCGACCAAGAUUUCUCGGCGAUCCCUGCUGCGAAAUGAAGAGUCUGGAAAAGAGUAACGUACCGAUUGACCGGGGCGACGGUCUCGGCUUUGCGCAGAAGAAGGACCUGACGAAUAGCUCCAACGUGAGCUUGCAAGCUGAACCAAAGUCGAGGUAUCCCGCGAGGAUAUCCUCCAGUGUACCCUGGAUGAGAACGAAACGAAGCUUUCGUAGGAAGAGUCGAGGAUGUCGAGGAUUCGAGCUGGGGAUGAAAAGAGAAGACGGUGUAUCGCAAUAUCAUCCAAGGAAAAUCAGUGGGAUCACGUCAGGGACUAUGGCAUCGUACAGACUGAAUCCUGAGAGAUCAGCAGGACAAUCAGGGAGAUCAUGUCAGAAACAACAAAAGGCGAAGAAACUGGUCCACGACGCUGCGCAAGAAGCACGACUUAUCCUGGAUCAAGAUACGUGCGUUCGGAUGAAGAGUGCGUCUACUCAGACGAUAGUCGUUGAUGUGAAUUCUGGUAAAAGAUCGUUAGAUAUUUGUCAGGAUAAAGUUUUGAAGGUUGUCACAUCUCAGAGAUCCUGUGCAGAUGAGAGCAAGUGGAAUCUAGAUGAUCCUGCACCUCAGUGGCUGAUAGCGGAAGCCCUCAAUAAGGAACGUGAAAGAAGUCAAACCGAUCAGGCAGAUUGUGUUAAGGAUAUUGCAGAGAAUAACGAAUCUUUGACAAUGAGAUAUGAAAAUAUUGUUUUGGAAAUGGAAGGAAAAUUAGAGGAUGCCAAAGCUCAGCUGAAAGAGAGUUUCAAGAGAAAUUAUCUUAUUAAGGAAAAAUACAGAAGGGCUUUACGUAAUGUCAAAUUGGAGGCUGCGCAUGAUAAUGAAAUACUUCAGGGAAAAGUGGUUAAUAUUUAUUCAUCGAUUCUUCAAAAACUUGCACCAAACCGUAAAACAAAAGUUGCUCGGCCUUCAAAGUAUCACAAGCGACUCAAGUCAUUCAAAAAAUUUUCCAAAAAAAUGAACACGAAAUUUCGAAGAAUCCUUCUGGCGUCGAAGAAACUAAACCAAGAGCUUCUUUUAUCGAGAAAAGCUUUGGCAGAAAAAACAGCACAGUACGAAUCGUUGAACAGUUGUUUCGCCAAACUGAAGCACGAGUUGGAAACAGCUGAAGUCAAUUUGAAUGGUCUCAUAAAAGAGAACAGCUCACUGAGAAAGAAAUUCGAAGACACCAGAGAGUGGAUAGAAUUGAAGAUCGGCAAGGAGCGUCAUGAAAAAUCAAAUUUUGCUCAAUACAAGGAAAUGCAAAGGAACAGGGAAUUCAGGAAUAUGAAAAACAAAGCAGAAGAGGAUUUCGCUACUAUAACUCAGCUGCGAAACAAGCUUUUGCGUUCGGAAUCCGCUAAUGCGAACAAAGGAUUCCUGUUAAACAGUUAUAAAAGUCAGCUGGCAGAUAUGACUAAAGAAAAAGAUGAGUACGUGGUAAAAUUGAAAGAACUAGAAAACGAAAUGGCCGUAUUACGUAACAACAAUGGACAGUUGAAAGCUAAGAUUUCGCUAUUGAGCAACGAGAAGGAUAAGCUAUUGUUUGAGUCUGAAAAAAUGGAGAAAUUACAAAGCGACGUAAAGGACAAGCUUGAAAAUCGACUAACAUCGAGGCAUGAGAAGUCAGUGUUACACGAGAUGGAUGCCAUGAAAGCAAAGUCCGAUGAAGUUGUCAGAAUCUUGAAAAGUAAACUAAAUGCAUCUGAAACUUGCAAUGCUGAAUAUUUUGUAGCCAUAAAGGAGUUUCUCAAAGAAAUUCAUGAAUGGCAAACGGAACUCGAGGCUGAGGAAAAAUUGAGUACCAGCGAAGCCAGCGAGCGAGAAGCUCACGAAACGGCCUGUGCAAUUUUGAACAUGACUCGUGGCCAAUUGUCAAAAUUCAUGAAAGACAAAUCCCCAAACACAGUCAAUUGCUGGUUAUUGGAUUUUCACAAAAUCACAGCAAAAGCUAACUUCUCGCAACCCCUGACCAAAUUUUUGAUUAAGAAAGUCACGGAACAAAGGAAAUGACAAAAUUCUUAAAUAUUUGGCAGACCGAAGUUUAUUG